ACCCGACCCGGAACCUCGUCCCGACCCGGACCCCUGGACCGACCCGACCCGGUCCCUCGUCCUGACCCGGACCCUCGUUCCGGUCCCUCGUCCCGACCCGGUCCCUCGUCCCGACCCGACCCGGACCCUCGUUCCGGUCACUCGUCCCGACCCGACACGGACCCUCGUUCCGGACCCUCGUCCCGACCCGGUCCCUCGUCCCGACCCGACCCGGACCCUCGUUCCGGUCCCUCGUCCCGACCCGACCCGGACCCUCGUCCCGUCCCGGACCCCUGGACCGUCAUGGCCUCUUCGCCCCAGAAGUCUCCGUCCUCUCCGAAGUCCCCGACGCCCAAGUCUCCGUCGUCCAGGAAGAAGGACGACUCGUUCCUCGGGAAACUCGGAGGAACUUUGGCGAGAAGGAAGAAGGCGAAAGAAGUGUCGGAGCUUCAGGAAGAAGGAAUCAACGCCAUCAACCUUCCUCUCAGCCCCUCCCACUAUGAGCUGGACCCCGAGGACACGAUGCUCGAGGAGAAUGAAGUCCGGACCAUGGUCGACCCCAACUCCAAGAACGACCGCAAACUGCAGGAGCUCAUGAAGGUGUUGAUCGACUGGAUCAACGACGUCCUGGUGGGGGAGCGGAUCAUCGUGAAGGAUCUGGCCGAGGACCUGUACGACGGGCAGGUUCUGCAGAAGCUGUUUGAAAAGCUGGAGGGCGAGAAGCUGAACGUGGCCGAGGUGACGCAGUCGGAGAUCGCCCAGAAACAGAAGCUGCAGACGGUCCUGGAGCGAAUCAACGACUCGCUCAAGCUCUCCACCAGGAACAUCCGCUGGAACGUGGACUCGGUUCACGCCAAGAGCAUCGUCGCCAUCCUGCACCUGCUGGUGGCGCUGUCGCAGCACUUCAGAGCACCAAUCAGAUUGCCCGACCACGUCUCCAUUCAAGUCGUCGUGGUCCAGAAAAGAGAGGGAAUCCUUCAGUCCAGACAAAUUCAAGAGGAAAUCACCGGCAACACAGAGGCCUUCUCUGGCAGACACGAGCGCGACGCCUUCGACACGCUGUUCGACCACGCUCCGGACAAACUCAACGUGGUCAAAAAGACAUUGAUCACAUUCGUGAACAAACACCUGAACAAGCUCAACCUCGAGGUGUCAGAGUUGGACACACAGUUUGCAGACGGGGUUUACCUGGUGUUGCUGAUGGGGCUGCUGGAGGGAUACUUUGUGCCGCUCUACAACUUCUUCCUCACUCCAGAGAAUUUUGACCAAAAGGUCCACAACGUGUCCUUCUCCUUCGAGCUGAUGCAGGACGGCGGUCUGGAGAGACCCAAGCCCCGACCAGAGGAUAUCGUGAACUGCGACCUUAAAUCGACACUGCGCGUCCUCUACAACCUCUUCACCAGGUACAGGAACGUCGACUGAGCGCCACACGCAGCCCGGUGGGGGGGGGAGCCUUUUCUACAUGGACCACAUGCUUAAGAUUAACAACACUGUUUGUAAUUACUUCCGUUUGUUGGACAAACCUGUUUUUUGUCUGAAUGCAUGCGUCACAUGUUGUAUCUGUUGAGCAAAGUACCACACACACAUCUGUAUUAGUGGUUUUCUUUUUUACAAGAUUUUGGGCAUCACUGCACCGUCCCUACAGAAGUCUAUGAACUACAUAAAAAGGCCGAUAUUAAUGUUAAUUAGAGUCAUGAAAAAUAAUUAGUUUCCCUCAAUCGAUAUCACAAAGGAGAGAUUUUAGAUGAGCAAUACGUUUAUGUUUUUUAAUUCAGAAAAGAAAAUGUCUGCCUGUAUUUAUUGUUCAUUUUGAUAAACACGGUCUUUCUUAACUUUUCCUUAUCUCUGCUCAUAUUAAUUCAUAAAAGUGCCUUUAUUAACGAGGUCCUAAUACUUAAUAUUUGGAAUACGUGUUGCUCCCCACUCGUCUUAACGCUCCACGUUUCCUUUGUGAAUGUGUGGAGCAUUUGACAUAUUUUGACCAAAGCGCUGUUUUUUAUUAACUCUAACAGUUUAGAGGCUUCACGAAGCAGCAACUCUACUUCUUGUAUUUGUAUUUUUUAUAGUGUAAUGCUUGUGUUAUUUUAAAAUGAGAUGCAUCGGAGUCGCAUAAUCACUCGGCUGUUUGUGGUUCAAUACUUUGUAUAAGAUUUCACUCCUUUCAGCAGGACAAAUGAAAUUUGACUGAAUAUAUCAAUUCACUGUCACGUCGUGGUAACUGUCCGUGGCUCGGGCUGCCGACACAUGUACCCAUUUAUGUUUUAACACAGUACAUUCAAUAAAUUGUUCCGUUCCUGAA
Messenger RNA from Scophthalmus maximus (turbot), 2278 nucleotides. It is a transcript of the gene parvaa, whose product is annotated as parvin, alpha a. Bases 283 to 1401 code for a protein of 372 amino acids. The record is from RefSeq and is a predicted model, not a curated record. The transcript is spliced from 13 exons. Gene Ontology annotation, molecular function: actin binding. Lineage: Eukaryota; Metazoa; Chordata; Actinopteri; Pleuronectiformes; Scophthalmidae. Gene Ontology annotation, cellular component: cytoplasm; actin cytoskeleton; focal adhesion. Gene Ontology annotation, biological process: establishment or maintenance of cell polarity; substrate adhesion-dependent cell spreading; cilium assembly.